GCUCCUGCUCCCACUCCCGCUUCGUCUCCUGCACCCCACCUCCUCCCCUCCUCCUUCUCCGCCCCCUCCCCCCCCCUCGGUCCGUGCAGUGACUUAAGCAACGGAGCGCGGCGAAGCCCAUUUUUCCCCUUCCUCGCAGCGCCGACGAGCCCGCGGCUCGCCUCCCCCCACACGCCCUCCGCCCCGAGAUGAAUUGUGCGGCUGAAGCCGAGUUCAACAUCCUUCUCGCCACUGAUUCUUACAAGGUUACUCACUAUAAGCAAUAUCCACCCAACACAAGCAAAGUUUAUUCCUAUUUUGAAUGCCGUGAAAAGAAGACUGAAAACUCCAAAGUAAGGAAGGUGAAAUAUGAGGAAACUGUAUUUUACGGGUUGCAGUACAUUCUUAAUAAGUACUUAAAAGGCAAAGUAGUGACCAAAGAAAAAAUCCAGGAAGCCAAAGAAGUCUACAGAGAGCAUUUUCAAGAUGAUGUCUUUAAUGAAAAGGGAUGGAGUUAUAUUCUUGAGAAAUAUGAUGGCCAUCUUCCCAUAGAAGUAAAAGCAGUUCCUGAGGGUUCUGUCAUUCCCAGAGGAAAUGUUCUCUUCACAGUGGAAAACACAGAUCCAGAAUGCUACUGGCUUACCAAUUGGAUUGAGACUAUCCUUGUUCAGUCCUGGUAUCCAAUUACAGUAGCUACAAAUUCCAGAGAGCAAAAGAAAAUUUUGGCAAAGUAUUUGAUGGAAACAUCUGGUAACCUAGAUGGCCUGGAGUACAAAUUACAUGAUUUUGGCUACAGAGGAGUCUCUUCACAAGAGACAGCUGGUAUAGGAGCAUCUGCUCAUUUGGUUAACUUCAAGGGAACUGAUACCGUAGCAGGAAUUGCUUUAAUUAAGAAAUAUUAUGGAACAAAAGACCCUGUGCCUGGAUAUUCUGUUCCCGCUGCAGAACAUAGUACCAUAACAGCCUGGGGCAAAGAUCAUGAAAAGGAUGCUUUUGAACAUAUAGUAACACAGUUUUCAUCAGUGCCUGUGUCUGUGGUCAGUGACAGUUAUGACAUUUAUAAUGCAUGUGAGAAAAUCUGGGGUGAAGAUUUAAGACAUUUAAUUGUAUCAAGGAGUGCAGAAGCACCACUAAUAAUUAGACCAGAUUCUGGAAAUCCUCUUGACACUGUAUUAAAGGUUUUGGACAUUCUGGGUAAGAAGUUUCCAGUUACUGAAAAUUCAAAAGGCUAUAAAUUGUUGCCACCUUAUCUCAGAGUUAUUCAGGGAGAUGGAGUUGACAUCAAUACUUUGCAAGAGAUUGUUGAAGGCAUGAAGAAAAAAAAAUGGAGUAUUGAAAAUAUUUCCUUUGGUUCUGGUGGAGCUUUAUUACAGAAGUUAACAAGAGAUCUUUUGAAUUGUUCCUUUAAAUGCAGUUAUGUGGUUACCAAUGGCCUUGGAAUUAAUGUCUUUAAGGAUCCAGUUGCUGAUCCAAACAAAAGGUCAAAAAAGGGCCGACUAUCUCUACAUAGGACACCUACUGGAAAUUUUCUUACCCUUGAGGAAGGAAAAGGAGAUCUUGAAGAAUGUGGUCAUGAUCUUCUCCAUACUGUCUUCAAGAAUGGAAAGGUGACAAAAAGCUAUUCAUUUGAUGAAGUACGGAAAAAUGCCCAAUUGAGUAGUGAACUGGAAGCGGCACCUCAUUAAGCUUUGUUCUCUGUGUGUGUGAGCCUGCGUGUGUGAGUGUGUGAUGCAUAGAUAAUAUUGUACAGAUCUGUGUGUGGGGUUUAUGUGUUUUAUGAUACAUUACAGCCAAAUUAUUUGUUGGUUUAUGGACAUACUGCCCUAUUUUAUUUUAUUUUAUUUUAUUUUCUGCCAGUCUUUAGAAGAUCUCAAAUUAGGAAAUGGCACUUAACUGUGUAAAAGAUUUAAUGCUGAAGUAAGCUUUUUAGGGCCCUUUGCCAAUAGAUAGUGAUUCAAUCUGGUAUUGAUCUUUUCACAAAUAACAGAGAACUGAAAAACUUUUUUAUAUAUAACAAUAUCACAUAAAACAGAUUUACAUAAAAUUAUCAUGAUUGCUUUAUGUUUAUAUUUAACUUGUAUUUUUGUACAAACAAUAUUGUGUAAGAUAUAUUUAAAGUUUCAGUGAUUUAACCGUCUUUCCAACUUUUCAUGAUUUUUAUGAGCACAGACUUUCAAGAAAAUACUUGAAGAUAAAUUUCAUUGCCUUUUGUCCAUUAAUCAGCAAAUAAAACAUGGCCUUAACAAAGUUGUUUGUGUUAUUGUACCAUUUGAAAAUUGAAUCAGGACUGUACCCUUUAGAAUUACUGACCUCACUGCCCCAUGUAGAAUUUAUGAACCAUUCUACAUUAAAGAAAAUUAUUGUUGUUACUGGAAUGUUUAGGCACUAUAUGCAGAGUCCAUACCUUCCUAAUGGGUAUAAGGUAUAAAAGUGAAAUGCCAAAUUUGAGAGGAGACAGUAUUGCAAUUUGUAUGUCAGAUAUUGCCUAUGGAUCUAAUAUGCACCUCAAGAUUUUAAAGAGAUAAUGUUUUUAAGAAAAUUACUCUUCCACUGUAGAAUAUAUACAUAUAUGUAAAAUAUUGACAGAUGUGGAAGUGGUGUAUUUUAAAGUAAUUACACUUCUGGAUUUAUUUUUCAUAUUCUAUAGAUAAAUAUGAUUUCAGAGUGAAAUACUGGCUGGGUAGUGCACUAUUUUGUUUUCAUUUUUACUUUUAUAUUUCUCAUUAGGAUUUUUCUUCCUUUUGUCAAAAUGAAUGUUAAAUUGUACAAAUAUAUUUUAUCAACUUUUAAAAGAAAUAAACAACACUUCAAUAAAA
Messenger RNA from Antechinus flavipes (yellow-footed antechinus), 2795 nucleotides. It is a transcript of the gene NAMPT, whose product is annotated as nicotinamide phosphoribosyltransferase. Gene Ontology annotation, molecular function: nicotinamide phosphoribosyltransferase activity. Gene Ontology annotation, biological process: NAD+ biosynthetic process. Lineage: Eukaryota; Metazoa; Chordata; Mammalia; Dasyuromorphia; Dasyuridae. Bases 189 to 1664 code for a protein of 491 amino acids. The record is from RefSeq and is a predicted model, not a curated record. The transcript has 11 exons.